Trichogramma pretiosum is the source of this 1122-nucleotide messenger RNA. RefSeq names its product zinc finger protein 679-like. Bases 210 to 659 code for a protein of 149 amino acids. The transcript is spliced from 2 exons. NCBI's taxonomy places the organism in Eukaryota, Metazoa, Arthropoda, Insecta, Hymenoptera, Trichogrammatidae. The record is from RefSeq and is a predicted model, not a curated record.
UCCACGAAGGUCGAAAAGAUUUCGAAUGUGACGAGUGUGAGAAGAAAUUUACACGAAAAUGUCAUGUAAUCGUUCAUCGAAGGACUGUACACGAAGAUCGUAAAGAUUACCCAUGUGACAAGUGUGAAAAAAAAUUUGGACGCAAAUCAAGCUUGAUAUUGCACCUUAAGAUACACGAAGCUGCAAACGAAGGUCGCAAAGAUUACGCAAUGGACAAGUGUGAGCAGAAAUUCGGUGAUUCGAAAAAUUCGAUCAAUUACCGAAAGACAAGAUCUACCGAAAAGAAAGACCGCAUGGAUUUUACAUGCGAUAACAACGAAGAAAAGUUUGGGGAUCAACACAAUGUUGGUGGACACCAAUUAAUAGUCUACAAAAGCCGCAACGAUUACGCAUGCGACAAGUGCGAGCAGAAGUUUAGGAUUCAAAGCAGUUUGAUGAGGCAUCGACAAAUGGUCCACAAAUGCCGCAAAGAUGAAACAACCAAGGAGGGCAAAAGGAAAACUAAGGCUCUAUGGAAUACAGUCAAAAAAAGAAAAAAAGGCAAGAAAAUUCGCAAAGACAAUCUGUCUGAUAGGUGUUACAAUUGCCUGGUCUGUCGAUAUCAACGAUCAUUGUCAAAAAAAAAAAAACAAAAAAAACUCGUGACUCGUAACGAGUGAACGUGAAGAGCACCCCAAAUGUCUUCAUAAAUCGACAGCAUACUCAGUUGCGUAUUAUAUCAGGGGAGACGUAAUUAUCAAUUCUUAAUGGUGAAAAUAGGGCAUUUUCAUUACGGGUAACUCAAAUUUUUCUCAAUUAUACGAGUCUUGUAGUUAUUUCAUCAAUGAAAUAAUUUAAAACGAUUUAAUAAUUUUCUUGACAAGUGUAUCAAUUGAUGCUGCAAGUUUCUAUAAUAAAAAUGUUAAUGUCUCUUACGUCACAAACUGUGAACUAUCUAUCAAUGUAUAUAGCAGUUUCUUAUCUGGAUAAAGACAUUAAAUUUUUUAACCUGUGUAUCGUAACUAUUAAUUUUCAUACUGAUUGUUAAUCAAUUGCGUGUGACACAUGCGCUUAUACAUUUUUUUAGUUCGAUGACUAAAUAUUUAUUUAAUCAAUUUAAUUUCUCUGAAUAAUCGCGUUAUU